CGAUUUUCCACGUAAUUAACGAUAAAAGAUCCUAUGAAGACUGCAACGUCAUUACACACGCACGUACGGAUCAGUUUUGUUCCGUUCACACUUCACACUCAGUCAAAUAGUCAAACACCUCCACAACCUUCUAUAAAUACUCGAAUCACUUACCACCAACAAUUCAUCAAAAACUCGACAAUGGAAACUCCCAAAGGCACUAUCAUUUUCACCACCGUCGGUCGAACUCACUACGGCUUCGACGUCUUCUCUCUCAACAUAGCCACCUCCGUCGAACGCCGUUUAACAGACGGCGUUUCCGUGAACUUCAACGCUCAAUUCGUCAACGAUAAAAGCGAUGAUGUCGUCUUUGUUUCGGAAAGAAACGGAUCCGCCAGGAUUUACAAAACCCGAUCCGGAAUUUCUAAGCCCGAGCAGAUUCCCGGAGCUCCAGAGAGCUACUUCCACGACCGUCCUAUCAUCACUCAAAACAACAGACUCUAUUUCAUCUCUGCUCACGAGCAACCUGAUCGUUAUUUCAAGAAUUGGUCUGCGCUUUACACCGUGGAGCUCAACAGCGCAAAGAGAGAAGUUACACGUGUCACUCCACCAGACACCGCCGACUUUAGUCCGGCGGUUUCUCAAUCUGGAGAUUUCUUAGCCGUUGCUUCUUAUGGAACUCGCUCUUGGGGUGGUGAGUUUCACGAGAUCAACACUGAUAUUACUGUUUUCAAAGCAUCAAAACCAGAGACAAGAGUGGUUAUCUGCGAGCGUGGUGGAUGGCCGACUUGGUCCGGCGAUUCAACUGUUUUCUUCCACCACCAAGCAGACGACGGUUGGUGGAGCAUCUUCCGGGUAGAUAUACCGGAGAAUUUCACGGAAUAUACCGAUUUCCCAAUCACACCAAUCCGAGUCACUCCAUCUGGACUCCAUUGCUUCACUCCUGCAGCUUUCCGCGACGGGAAACGAAUCGCCUUAGCAACUCGCCGUCGCGGCGUCAACCACCGUCACAUCGAGAUUUACGACCUUGAAAACACAACGUUUCAGCCGGUGACUGAGUCACUCAAUCCGAGUUUCCACCAUUACAACCCUUUCGUGUCUCCAGACUCCGAGUUCCUCGGCUACCACCGAUUCAGAGGCGAGUCAACUCAAGGCGAGUCAAUCGUACCUAACAUCGAAUCCAUCGUUUCACCAAUCAAAACCCUCCGAUUACUAAGAAUCAACGGAUCGUUUCCAUCAUCAUCUCCCAACGGUGAUCUAAUCGCAUUGAACUCCGAUUUCGACAUCAACGGUGGAAUCAAAGUAUCUAAAUCCGACGGUUCAAAACGAUGGACGUUGAUCAAAGACCGUACAGCUUUCUACAAUUCAUGGAGUCCAACAGAGCGUCAUGUAAUCUACACAUCUCUAGGUCCAAUCUUCUCUCCGGCGAGAAUCGCGGUUCAGAUAGCUCGAAUCAAGUUCGAUCCAUCAGAUCUCACCGCUGAUAAAGAAGAUCUUCCAUGUGAUGUGAAGAUUCUCACUCUAGAGAACACUGGGAAUAACGCUUUUCCGUCUUGCUCUCCGGACGGUAAAUCAAUCGUGUUCCGAUCUGGUAGAUCAGGUCAUAAAAAUCUCUACAUUGUAGACGCCGUUAACGGAGAAUCUAACGGCGGUGGAAUACGACGGUUAACGGAUGGGCCAUGGAUUGACACUAUGCCUUGCUGGUCUCCGAAAGGAGAUCUCAUCGGAUUCUCAUCUAAUCGUCAUAAUCCAGAGAACACGGCCGUGUUCGGUGCUUACGUGGUGAGACCUGACGGUACUGGUUUGAGGAGGAUUCAAAUUUCGGGACCGGAAGGGUCUGAGGAAGCGGCGAGGGAGAGAGUUAAUCAUGUGAGUUUCAAUAAAGAUGGUGAUUGGCUUGUUUUCGCGGCGAAUUUGAGCGGAGUAACGGCGGAGCCGGUGACGAUGCCGAAUCAGUUUCAGCCUUAUGGGGAUUUGUACGUUGUGAAAUUAGACGGAACGGGAUUGAGGAGGCUGACGUGGAAUGGGUAUGAAGAUGGGACUCCUACGUGGCAUACUGCUGAUGAAUUGGAUUUGAGUCAGUUGAAUUUGAACGGUCAAGAUGGUGACAAGCUUGAAGGUCAGUUUGAGGAGCCGUUGUGGAUUUCUUGCGAUAUCUGAAUGCGAUUUCUCCUUUUCUUAUAAAAGACUGUCAUAUUUAUGUAAUCUCGCUUUUUUUAUUUCAAUAAAACAAACAAAAAUAAAUGCAUUUAGCAUU
Messenger RNA from Arabidopsis thaliana (thale cress), 2236 nucleotides. RefSeq names its product tolB protein-like protein. NCBI's taxonomy places the organism in Eukaryota, Viridiplantae, Streptophyta, Magnoliopsida, Brassicales, Brassicaceae. The transcript has a single exon. Gene Ontology annotation, biological process: proteolysis. The record is from RefSeq and is marked reviewed. The coding region runs from base 34 to 2139 and encodes 701 amino acids.